Rotaria sp. Silwood1 is the source of this 3261-nucleotide messenger RNA. NCBI's taxonomy places the organism in Eukaryota, Metazoa, Rotifera, Eurotatoria, Philodinida, Philodinidae. The record is from the annotation of a GenBank genome assembly.
AUGUCCUUUCAACCAGCUAUACGAGCACGUAUUCCUUUUAAUCUUUCAUCAAGCAAUACUGUUGAUAAACAAACACAUGCAUAUACACUAUGGCUGAAUACUUUAUUUACACCCGUAGAAUUUAUAAGUAAUAUCACAUUGAAUCAAUCUGUGUCUAAUGAAGAAACAACAACAACAACAAAAACAUCAUUUAAAUCGUUAGCUAAAUUAAAUCGUUGGUAUACAUUACGUGAUCAUGCUCGAGAAAUUUUUGCACGUGAUAUUCAAAAUAUAGCUACAAAAAUCAGUGCAGAUAUUGAUAUUAAUUAUUGUCGAAUAAAUCCUAAUUCUGAUUUAAAUUUUUCUGCAAGAAACGUUAAUCGACAAGCAUUAUUAAAUUUUAUAUCAUCAUAUAAUCGAAUAUGGUUUCGUUUAGCAAUGGAAGUUCUUUUUUCAAUAAAUAUUGAAAAUUAUCAACAAAUGAAAUCAUCCAUUGAUCAAUAUCUUAUUCAAUCAAAUAAUAAUACAUCAUCAUUAACAUUAAAUGAUAUAAAUUUAAAAAAAACAAUUUUUCUUAAUAAUAAAAUUGCUUCAGUACAAAUUCGUUCAACAAUUAAAAAUUUAAUAAUAAUUAUUAUUUUUCUUGAACAUGCAAAAUUAUUACGUUUGAUUGAUAAUGAUCCAUGUUUAUAUAAUUAUGAUUCAAAAUUUAAAUCAACAAAAGAAUCUAUUGAUAUUUUAUCACGUGAUUUUAUUAGUUCAGAUACAAAUCUUUUACGUCGUCUUAAAUUAGCUGGAUAUGAACCAAUAUAUAGACAAACAUCACUUGAUGAAUUUAAUUAUUUACUAACAAAUAAUGAAAAUAAAUUAUUUGAAGAUUUAAAAGAUGGUAUUCGUUUAACACGUUGCGCGCAAAUAUUAUUAUCAUCAACAAAUGAAUAUGUUGCAAGAUAUGAUUUAUCUACGAAAUUAAAAUGUCCAGUUGUUAAUCUUGUUCAUAAAUUACUUAAUAUUGAUCAAGCUUUUGAAUUACUUCAAACAUAUGGACAUGUUAAUUUAACUGGAAUUUCCAAUAAAGAUAUUAUGAAUGGUACCAAACAAUGUACGCUUGAAUUACUUUGGCGUAUAUUUAUUGUUUGUUAUUUAUCUAAACAAUUAUCACCCAUAGAAAAAUUACAUCAAGAAAUUUCAAUUCUUAAAAAAAAUUUAUCAAACUAUGCAUCUUGUUCUAUUGAACAACAACUUAUUCAAAUUGAUCUUAUUCCCUUACAAAAACAACAUACUAAUUUUCCAUCAACUAUUCAUUUAUUAAUUAAAUGGGUACAAUUAAUUUGUGCAUAUUAUAAAUUUUGGAUAUAUGAUUUACAAGAAUCAUUUGCUGAUGGUCGUGCAUUAUUAUAUAUUAUUUCAUAUUAUUUACCAUCUUUAUGUGAUUAUAAACGUGAUAUAAAACAUUUAACAACAUUAGCAACAUGUCAAACACGCAAUGAACAUAUAAAAUUUAAUCUUGAACUUGGACAACAAAAGUUAAUAAAUAUAUAUGAACGAAAUGUUAAAUCAAAUUUUCGUUUAUUAGAAGAAUGUAUCAAACAAUUUGGUACAUUUUCACCUGAUUUUAUCAAAUAUGAAUAUUAUGCAAAAGAUAUACCUGAUGAAAGAUGUACAAUUAUUAUUUUAGCAAUGCUUGCAUAUGAUUUAAUUUUUUCGAAUAAUAAUAAUAAUAAUAAUAAUGAAAAUGAACGUGAUUUUCGUCAUCAACAAAUAUUUAAAGAAUUAAGAGAAAAAUAUUUAAAUGAUAAUGAAUUAAUAAUUAAAAUAAAAGAUGAAGAGAUAAUUAAUAAUAAAUUAUUAAAUCAACAAGAUAUUGAAAUCAAUCAAGACAAUUCAAUUAAUUCUUCAGAAAAUUCUAUAUUAACUAAUAGUCUGAUUGAAGAAAAAUUAAUAUUUGAAGAAGAAGAAAAUAAAGAAAACAUAACAAAUUUACCAUUAAGAUUACUUUCACAAUCAAUUUUAAAUACAAUGAAUUAUGAUAUUCUGGAUCGUAUUGAAUUAUUAUCGGCAUUGGAUCAUAGUGAUGAUAAUAAUGAUGAAGAAGAUUCAUUUAGUUCAACAACAAAAAUAGAUCAUCAACGAAUAUCAUUUGCAGCAACAAUAUCAUUAAAUGAUUUUAUUGCAUUAGAAAAAACAAUUGAAAAUGAAGAAAAUAAAAACCCUACUAAUAGUACAUCUUGGUUUCUUAUUGAUGAAACUAGUUCAUUUGAGAUUGAUAGUAUUGAAUUAAAUAAAUUAGAUGAAAUACUAUUGGUUGAUCCAGUUAAUAAAAAAAUGAUUAAAGAAAUAUUUAUAUCGUUUUUAUCUCGUCAACAAAAAACAUUUAUAAAUGAUGCAUCAAUUCAUCAUGAUACUCAAUCUAUUGGACAGAUAUUGAAUGAAAAACAAUCAGAAAGAGAACGUGAAAUAAAUGCUGCACAAAUUUUUCAAGCACAUUGGCGUGGACAUCGAAUUCGUGUUGACAAUGAACGUAAUAACCAUCCUAUUGUUAAUAUUCUUAAAAAACUUCGUUCGUAUAAUUCAAAAAAUAAUUCAUCAUUAACAUUACGUGAACGCAUGAUAAAAAUUGUUCAAGAAUAUUGUGAAUUAUCAGCAUCAUCUCUUACUAGUUAUUUACAUUUUAUACGUGAUAUAGAACCAAUUAUCAAUUCGUGUCUAGAAAUACGUUAUUUAAUAGCUGAGCAAGGUUUAUUACGUUUAUUUUUUCUUUUAAUAAGAUGCUGUAAUCGAAUAGAACCAAUAACUGUUUUACAUCGUAAAAUUUUAAUUAUUUUACAAUUAUUUACUGUUAAACACAAUCUUAUUGUAAAAUUAAUUGAUAAGUCAGAACAAAUAAAAGAUUUUAUUAUGCUUUUAUUAAAAUAUUAUCAAAAAAAUGAUUGUGAAUUAUUUGAAGAAAUUUGUUUUUUACUUCAAACUAUUGUAAAUAAUGAACAUGCUCGAAAAAUAUUGCGAUCAAAUAAAUCAUUUACUGAAACUAUUCAAUAUAUUUAUAAACGUUUAUUUAAUAAAACAUUAGUUAAAGAUGCCAAAUAUCGACAACAAGUACGAUCAACACCAAAAUCAUCACAUGAAUCAAUAAAACGUCGUGUAACUGUAUUAAAUCAAUCAUCCAUUCUUUAUCCGACUCCGAAAAUAAUGCAUCGAUCAAUUGGGAUGAAAAACGAAAAGAUUUUAAAACGAAAUCUUAUUUCAAUUGAGCAAUUUAUGAAAGUUUUUUAUUGUAAUUGA